UAAAACGGGCCAAAACCUUCAUUGAUUGUGCCAACACCAAGCGAGCAAAGCUUUCAAAUCUUCUAAACUCUAUCCCCCCCACCCCAGAAAAAAAAAAACAACAACAACAACAGCAACUUUUUGAUAAUUAGUUAGCUUCUUUAAUUUCUAGCAAUGGCGUUGAGGAAAACCUUGGCAGAGAAGCUUUUUAAUAUUUCGAAAAUUUCUUCGCAAGCUGUUACUAACUGCCGGAUUUCCUCACCGACGGUUCAGAAGCGGAUCGCAAGAAAAACGGGGAAAGCAGCAACCGGUAUGACGGUGGAUCCAGUAGAUGCUAAGGGUAACGGCCAUGGCAUGUUCAGGCGGUUUCUUCAUAAAGGAUCUAUGGCUUCACCGGCGAUGAGGAAGUUACCGAUGGGGGAGAAUUUAAUGGAGAGAUUAAGGGAAAUCGAUGUGUCCAGGGAUCGCAUCCGGUUAGACGGGUUGAGCUCGCACUUGGAGGCGAAAUCGGCGGUUUCGGAGCUGCCUGCACUGUCCGUUCGGGAAGCGAAGAAGUUGUUAAAGGUGGCGCAGUUGGAAGUGGUGAAAACGAAGCUGAGAGAGACAGGGAAAAUCUGGAUUUCUUAUUCCGACUUUCUUCGGAUUUGCGGAGAAAGUUGUUCGGAUCAUGAACAAGGAUUGCAGUUUGCGAAAUUGCUAGAUGAAUCAGGAACCGUCGUCGUAUUAGGAAACAUCGUCGUUUUACGAUCGGAACAGGUAGCAAAAGCACUUGGUGGUCUAAUUCCUUUAUCUAGAUCAAACCCGAAUGAUCCCAGAAGAAAAGAACUGGCUGCGCUAGAAAAGGAGAAAGCAAUAAUCGAUUCAAAAGCCGAUUCCCUGGUCCGUCGCGAACUCUGGCUUGGCCUGGCAUUCAUGGUGGUCCAAACAGCCGGGUUCAUGAGGCUAACCUUUUGGGAACUCACAUGGGACGUGAUGGAACCCAUCUGUUUCUACGUCACCUCCAUGUAUUUCAUGGCUGGAUAUGCAUUUUUCCUCAGGACAUCCAAAGAACCUUCUUUUGAAGGGUUUUAUAAGAGCAGGUUCAGCACAAAGCAAAGGCAGCUGAUCAAGGCAUACAAUUUUGAUAUCCAGAGGUAUAAUGAGCUCAAAGCAAUGUUCCCAUCCACAGUGGAAGAAGAAUUACAGGUCUCAUCGGCGGCCUCCUUUGAUUAUUCUGAAAAGAUGCAGAUUGGUGCUUUGGACCAUUGAUGAUCCGAAACAUGUUAAAAAGCAAAAACAAAAAGAUGAAUACAAAAUAACACAAUUUUGUUUUAGGAUUAGGCGCGGCUUUCUGUAACAUUCUGUUGAAGAGUUUUUCAUUUGUUUAAACAUAUGAAAGAUUGGAACUAAUAAAAACUUUAUCCCCAUUGAUUUUUAAGCAAA
Messenger RNA from Gossypium arboreum, 1401 nucleotides. RefSeq names its product calcium uniporter protein 2, mitochondrial-like. Gene Ontology annotation, cellular component: uniplex complex; mitochondrial inner membrane. Gene Ontology annotation, molecular function: uniporter activity; calcium channel activity. The transcript is spliced from 2 exons. Gene Ontology annotation, biological process: calcium import into the mitochondrion; mitochondrial calcium ion homeostasis. The coding region runs from base 154 to 1227 and encodes 357 amino acids. NCBI's taxonomy places the organism in Eukaryota, Viridiplantae, Streptophyta, Magnoliopsida, Malvales, Malvaceae. The record is from RefSeq and is a predicted model, not a curated record.